Molecule: messenger RNA, 4482 nt
Organism: Malaclemys terrapin pileata
Lineage: Eukaryota; Metazoa; Chordata; Testudines; Emydidae
Product: nesprin-1-like
Exons: 29
Coding region: 38-4174 (1378 amino acids)
Biological process (GO): nuclear migration
Cellular component (GO): nuclear outer membrane; cytoplasm; meiotic nuclear membrane microtubule tethering complex
Molecular function (GO): actin filament binding
Source: RefSeq, a predicted model, not a curated record
GGUCAAUGAUCUGUUUGAAGAUAUCAAAGAUGGGAUUAUGCUACUUGCUCUUUUGGAGGUUCUUUCUGGUCAGAAACUGCCCUGCGAGCAGGGACGUCAUCUGAAGAGAAUCCAUUGGGUGGCUAAUAUUGGCUCUGCCCUUAAGUUUCUAGAAGGAAGGCGGAUUAAGCUAGUCAACAUCAAUUCAACUGAUAUUGCUGAUGGUAGGCCUUCUAUUGUACUUGGCUUGAUGUGGACCAUAAUUUUAUAUUUCCAGAUUGAAGAGCUGACAAGCAACCUUCCACAGCUGCAGUCAUUGUCUAGCAGUACGUCUUCUGUGGACAGUGUUGUCAGCUCUGAGGCUGCAAGUCCACCAACAAAACGGAAGGUAGUAACCAAAGUUCAAGGAAACGCUAAGAAGGCUUUGUUAAAGUGGGUGCAGUACACAGCAGCAAAGCAGGCUGGAAUUGAAGUCAAAGAUUUUGGACGAAGUUGGAGGAGUGGUGUUGCCUUUCAUUCAGUUAUUCAUGCUAUUCGUCCAGAGCUAGUGGACAUGGAGAAAGUGAAAGGAAGAUCUAAUAGGGAAAACCUAAAUGAGGCCUUCACAAUUGCAGAAACAGAACUAGGAAUCCCAAGACUUCUUGAUCCAGAAGAUGUGGAUGUUGACAAGCCAGACGAAAAGUCUAUCAUGACCUACGUAGCACAGUUCCUGAAACACUAUCCUGAUCUUCAUAAUACAACUGAAAUGCAGGAGAAUGAUAAAGAAGAUAGACUGAUGCUGAGAGACCUCAAAGUUUGGGUCGAACAGUUCGAAAGGGACCUGACCAGGACACAGAUGGCAGAAAUAAGCUUACAGGAAAAAUACCAGUCAUUUAAACACUUCCGAGUCCAGUAUGAAAUAAAGAGGAAACAGAUUGAACUUGUAAUCCAGUCUUCACGUAAAGAUGGUAAAUUGUCACUUGAUCAAGCUAUGGUGAAGCAAGCUUGGGACAGGGUUUCUUCCAGGCUACUAGAUUGGCACAAAUAUCUUGAUAAAUCUCUUCCUGCGCCUUUGGGUACCAUAGGUGCCUGGCUUUACAGAGCAGAGGCUGCCGUUAGGGAAGAAAUAAUUGUCCAGCAAGCUCAUGAGGAAACAGCAAAUACGAUACAUCGGAAGCUUGAACAGCAUAAGGACCUGCUUAAAAACCUAGAUGGUCACAAAAAGGCAUUCCAAGGGAUCCACCGGGCUAGGUCUGUUAAUGGAGUCCCUGUUCCACUGGAGCAAUUAGACGAUAUGGCAGAGAGGUUUAAUUUUGUUGCAUCUACGUCUGAACUCCAUCUGUUGAAAAUGGAGUUUCUGGAACUGAAAUACCGUCUGCUGUCACUGUUAGUCCUUGCAGAAUCCAAGUUAAAAUCAUGGAUUAUCAAAUAUGGAAGACGAGAGUCGGUAGAACUACUUCUACAAAAUUAUAUUUCUGUUAUUGAAAACAGUAAAUUCUUUGAGCAGUAUGAAGUUACAUACCAGAUCUUGAAAAGGGCAGCUGAGAUGUAUGCCAAAGCUAAUGGCUCAGUGGAAGAAGCAGAGAAUGUGAUGAAAUUCAUGAAUGAAACAACAGCCCAGUGGAGGAACCUGUCGGUAGAGGUGAGAAGUGUGAGGAGCAUGUUAGAAGAAGUGAUUGCUAACUGGGAUCGAUAUAGCAGCACUGUGGCCAGUCUGCAGGCCUGGCUGGAGGAUGCGGAAAAAAUGCUGAAUCAGCCUGAACAUGCCAAAAAGGAUUUUUUCCGACAUUUACCUCAUUGGAUCCAGCAGCACACAGCCAUGAAUGAUGCUGGUAACUUUCUUAUUGAAACUUGUGAUGAGACUAUUUCCAGAGAUCUUAAACAACAGCUGCUGCUACUAAAUGGAAGAUGGAGAGAGUUGUUUAUGAAAGUUAAGCAAUAUGCUCGGGCAGAUGAAUUUGACAGAAUGAGGAAGGAAUACUUGGAUGGUGUUGCCACGUUGUCUACCUUUGCUGAUGGCACUAAUGGAAAAAUUUCUGUGCCUGUAGAAGUGUCCUUUCUAAAUGUCAAGAUGUUUGUCCAAGAUUUGGAGGAUAUUAAACAGAAGGUGCCUGUGAUGGAAGCUCAGUACAAGAUAAUUACAAGGACAGCACAGCUUGUUACAAAGGAAAUUCCCCAAGAAGAAGUCAAUGAAAUGCUUGCAACUAUGACAGGGAUCAAAGCACAGAUAAGCAAGACUAAGGAGCGUUGUCCUGUCCUGCUCUAUGAAGCUCAGCAGCUGCUGUCUCCUCUGGAAGAAUUAGAAAAGCAAAUUACAUAUUUUUAUGAGUCUCUUGAGAAAGUCAAUGAAAUAAUUUCUGCCCUAGAUCCUGAAGUGCAACCUGCAGCUGUUUUUAAACAAAACCACCAGGAUUUGGUAGCAUACCAAGAAAACUGCAAGAAAGCUCUGUCCCUGAUUGAGAGAAACAGUCAGGGCAUUCUGAAGUUUGUGGCUUCGAGUAAGGUGUUACAACAUUUCAAUCCAUUGAUGCUUCAGAAGAAGGUCACAGAGAUCCAGGUUGCUUUUCAGGAUAUGGUCAAGAAGACUGGUGACUGGAGAAAAAAUGUAGAAGCAAAUAGCCGUUUGAUGAAAAAAUUUGAGGAGUCCAGGGCAGAACUAGAGAAAGUGCUACAGAUUGCCAAUGGAUGCCUAGAAGAAAAAGGAAAUCCUGAAGAACUUCUCAGGAAACAUACUGAGUUUUUCAGCCAGUUGGACCAAAGAGUGCUUAAUGCCUUCCUGAAAGCUUGUGAUGAACUUACUGACAUCCUUCCUGAGCAAGAACAACACAGCCUGCAGGAAGCUGUUAGGAAACUCCAUAAGCAGUGGAAGGAUCUCCAGGCAGAAGCCCCAUAUCAUUUGGUCCAUCUGAAGAUUGAAGUGGAGAAAAGCAAACUCCUAGGCACAGUGGAAGAGUGUAGAUCUGAACUUGCUAGAGAGAACAAGCUGGUAUCCAGCAAGGGCAGUGAAAAGAUCAUCAAAGAGCACAAGUUUUUCUUCAGUGAUAAGGGACCCUAUCAGUUGUGUGAGAAAAGGCUGCAGCUGAUUGAAGAACUGUGCCUAAAACUCCCAGAAUGGUAUCAACUUAAGACUACAUCAGAAAGCAGCCAAGAAACCCUCAAGGAACUUAAAUCCCAGAUUGAUAGCACCUAUGUGAAGCUAAAAGAGAAUCCUGACAAAUGGAAGGAGUACAAUAAUAGAAUUUCUGAAUUAGCAAGUUGGAUUUCAUCAAAGGAGAGUGAGCUAAAGAAGAUGAAGCAUGAUGUCAAUGAUACUGCCAAAUACAAACAAUUUAAAACAGCCACGGAGUUAAUCCAACAAGAUAUCAGCAAACAAGGAGAAAAUGUCAACUGGCUGAAAUCUAGACUUGCUGUCCUGACUGAGGUUUCUGCUGAGGAUGAAGCCAGAAAGAAAGAGAAUGAGCUAUCUAAACUUUCUAGUGACUUCAAGGGACUCCUACAUUUGCUGGCUGAGAUUGAGAAGAUGUUAAGCACUGUUGGGGAUUGUGUCCAAUACAAAGAAGAAGUAAAAAGUGCCCUAGAAGAACUAAUUACCAACUCAAAAGAAGCCCAAGUAGAGGCUGAAAAAAUCUUAGAUACAGAAAGCUUAUUACAAGCUCAACAACUGCUUCUGCAUCAUCAGCAAAGGACAAAGAGGCUCUGUGCAAAGAGGCAAGAUGUUCAACAGCAGAUUGCACGAGCUAAGCAGCUGCAGAUCGAAGGAGGACUGCCUAGCACAGUGCAAGAAGAUUUACAGAAGCUGGAAGGUACAUUAGAAAACAUGCAGCAGAAUAUGGAGAAACGGGAAGAAAAAUUACAGGUCACAGUAAACAAAUGGGAACAGUUUGAAAGAGACAAAGAAACAGUAGUCAAAUAUCUUAAGCAAGCAAGCUCUGCACUUGAACGCAUCUUAAGCUUUAGCAGUUUAGAGAGCCUCUCAUCAGAACUGGAUCAGACAAAGGAACUUUCUAAACAGACUAUAGCCAUUGCAGCACAGGCUGAGAAUCUUGUGAAGAACUCCUCUGAGAUACAGCUGGGCUCGAAGAACAAGCAAUCCCUUCAACAGCAGGCAAAGUCAAUCCAGGAACAAGUGAAAAAAGUGGAAGUUACCCUUGAAGAAGAUGGCUGCAAGGGCGAGGAACAGACAUUUGACUCAAGUUUCAGAGCUACAAUGAUGUAAAGAUGUUACACUUUGUAUACAAAGAUACCAAGCUCAAAGAUUUUUCAAGAGCUAAAGGAAAAACAUUAUAGGCUGGUUUCUCUGUUAGUGGCUAUUUAUACCUACAAAACCUUCAUUGUAUGUAAUAUUAAAACAUUUUAAUUAAUGAAUAGUUUUUUUCUUUUUUUGAAUGAAGCUCACUGGCUUACAAAAUAGUCAUGUGGUAUAUUUAUACAGAGUGUCGAAAGCCUUUGUAUUGUAAAAUGUACAUCAGUCAGUGGCUAUAGCACCUUAUUUUAUAGCACCUGAUGUUCUGUGUAUCUUUUAUG